Macrobrachium nipponense is the source of this 1812-nucleotide messenger RNA. RefSeq names its product glyoxylate/hydroxypyruvate reductase A-like. Lineage: Eukaryota; Metazoa; Arthropoda; Malacostraca; Decapoda; Palaemonidae. Gene Ontology annotation, molecular function: NAD binding. The record is from RefSeq and is a predicted model, not a curated record. Bases 52 to 1035 code for a protein of 327 amino acids. The transcript is spliced from 9 exons.
CAUAACUGGCAACUGUCUGAGUACGUACGAUGUCACUCAGUUUCUUCCAAGAUGUCGAGGCGAAAGAACGCGGCUGUUAUCGUGGUCUACCAGACAGUGCCGGGCCUUUUCGAAGCCUUGAAGGAGGCUUUACCCGACGCUGAUAUUAGGAAUGCAUCUCUGGAAACGUCUGAGAUAACAGGAGAUGCCUCUGAACACUUGCGUCGCAAAGUCACUGCCAGUGAGCUGUCUGUGAUGCAAGAAGCAGACAUUCUCGUGCUGUACAGUUUCACUCUAAUGCAGGUCACUCAAGACUUGCCCAAACUGAAAUGGGCGCAACUCUGCGACACCGGACCCGGCCACAUACUCCGCACUCUUCGGAAGGAUAAGCCUGCGCCUUCUUACGUCAUGACGCGCAACGUCUCCAAGGGGAUCGGGCGCCUCAUGGCCGAGCACGUCAUCGGUCAGGUCAUCUGCCACGAGAGGUCGUGGCACCUACUUCGGGAGAACCAGCUUCGGAGGAAGUACGAACAGAGGAACAAAUUCACUUUGUAUCGGAGUCUCAGUCAGAUCACCGUAGGCUUCCUUGGGCUUGGCCCCAUGGCACUGGAAAUGGCUGCGUCUUUGAAGCACUUUGGGAGUCGGGUACACGGGUUCUCUAAAAGACCCAAAGGACCAGCAGAGAGAUCACCGCUCAUCGAUAAGUUCUGGCAUGGUGACCAACUGCCCUCCUUACUGGGUGAAAUAGACUACAUCGUGGCCGUCCUUCCAUCAACGCCCGAGACAAAGGGUCUGCUGGGGAAAGAUGUCCUCAAACACGCUAAGAGGAGCCCGGUUCUCAUCAACGUGGGGCGGGGCGAUCUCAUAAGCGAGGGCGACCUACUCAAGGCCCUUGACGUCGGGUGGAUCUCACACGCCAUGUUGGACGUCUUCGAGAAAGAGCCUCUCCCUGGGGAGAGCGCCCUCUGGGAGCAUCCAAAGACUGUCGGAUUACUACAAAUCCAAUUUCCUGAAUACCAAUCCAGGAAAAACACAAGUCUACGCUUUCCAUCUUAAAAACCCCUUUGCGCAAAGAGAGCUGGAGAUAAUCUGGGAGGGUAGGUGGCUAGACAACAACCAAUACCCAGUUUGUACCUGGAUAUCACUCUUAAUCCGACUCUCUCAUUCAGAGGGCAUGUACAGAACCUGAAGGCAAAACUCUCAAAAAGGAAAAACCUCAUGAGGCAGUUGGUGACUUCACAGUGGGGGACAAACUCAUGCAUACUGUGAAAAUGAACACUAGCACUUUGCUACACCACUUCUGGGUUCUGCUCCCCAGUUUGGAAACCAUCAUGCCAUGCGAGCAAUGUGGACGCUGAGCUGAAUGAGUCGUGUCGACCCAUCACUGGCUUGCACAAACCAACACUGCUACCACUGGUCUAUAGACUGGCAGGUAUCGCACCACUACACAUCCGCCAUCACUGUCAAUCAAGAACCCAGAAAUACCUACAAGAAACUUACAAUAUCACCACCAAGAAGUGACGAGACGUUUCCAGUCGAGAAAAAGCUUCAUGACGGUUGAAAGCCUGCAACCUAAGGAUGCCACAAAGUACAGGGUAGACAAUGGAAGUCAUACAACCAACUUCCAGAAGCUAUCGCAGUCCAAGAACCCUGGGAAUCAAUGCCCUUGGGUACUAGCUUACCAAGGAAGGAAUGGAGAACACUGAACAGGGCUCGCAGUGGCGUGGGAGAAUGAGGGAUAACCUCCACAAGUGGGGCCACAUUCUCUCAACCAAUUGUCCACGUGGCCAUCAAGUCCAAACCAUGACUCAUAUCCGGACCAACUGUGGAUUG